Molecule: messenger RNA, 1260 nt
Organism: Cylindrotheca closterium
Lineage: Eukaryota; Bacillariophyta; Bacillariophyceae; Bacillariales; Bacillariaceae
Source: the annotation of a GenBank genome assembly
AUGAAAUCUUUUGCACUACUCCUAUCUUCUACUUUGCUCGUUGGUACAGUCCACGCUGGUGCCAUUGACACAACCACGAGGAAUGGCAAUUGUGUCCUCAAAAGCACCAACGAUGCUCUGGAAGAAAACGCCUCGUCAGACUCUCAAACAAAUGAUACUACCUGCAUAAUAACUGCUGAUGAUGAUGAUUCUGAAGUCAUUUCAGAAGCCAGCUAUUCAGGCGUGACGGCUCCAGCACCCAAAGAAUUCGAUGAGUUUGGUUCAGAUCUAGGAGUGGAACAGUCCAUUGAUUCAACUCGAGCCAAGGAAUGUCUUGCGACCAUUGAGAGUGCACGAGAGUACAUCACCACCGAGGUCAUGGUCGAUGAGAAAUAUGCAAAGACGAGGGACCUAUGCAAGAAUCAGCACAAAGAUUGUACUUUAUGGAGUGUCCUAGGUGAAUGCGAAAACAAUCCCGGAUACAUGCAUGUCAACUGUGCUCCUGUAUGCCAAUCUUGUGAGAUGCUCCAUAUCGAAACAAGAUGUCCUUUGGAUCCUAAUGCCGUGGAUGCCAUGUAUCCAGGAGACCUUUCCAAAAUGUUUGAAAGAAUUCUCAGCUCGCCUGAGUACAAACAGUUUGAGCCAGUGGUUGUAUCGAGACCACCAGAAGGGCCAUGGAUGAUGCAAUUCGACAACAUUUUGUCGGAAGCUGAAGCCCAAAGACUCAUUGAAUUGGGAGGAGAACAAGGAUACGAAAGAUCUUCGGAUGUUGGAAAGCAAAAGAAGGAUGGAACCCACGAGAAUUACGUCAAUGGGGGGAGAACGUCCACCAACGCAUGGUGUGUCGGAGACUGCUACGAAGAUCCCAUUGCACAAGUCGUGAUGGGAAGAAUAGAAAACAUUACCGGCAUUCCGGAAACCAACUCGGAGAACUUGCAACUGCUUCGGUAUGAACACGACCAGUUCUACCAAGUCCACAGCGACUACAUUCCAUACCACACCGAACGGCCUUGCGGUGUUCGAAUUUUGACGUUUUACAUGUAUUUGAACGAAGUGGAGGAAGGUGGCGGUACAAACUUUCCAAGAGUCAGAAAUGUAACAGUGACCCCAAAGAGAGGCAGAGCCGUCUUGUGGCCAAGUGUGCAUGAUAAGGAUCCAAACGCACAGGAUUCUCGAACGAAUCAUCAGGCUUUGCCUGUCAUCAAGGGCAUCAAGUAUGGUGCCAAUGCAUGGAUUCAUCAACGUGACUUCAAGGGACCGAAUAACAGAGGGUGUAACUAG